CUCUAAAGUCGAACGGCGCAGGCGCACGGGGCAGUCCGCUCAGAGUGCGCAUGCGCUGCGCCUGUACAGUUCCUACGCGGUCUGUGGGCGCCUCCGUGUUUGCGCGCGAAGAUGGCUGAGCAGGCACCGAAGUCGGUGCUCUUCGUGUGUCUGGGUAACAUCUGUCGAUCACCCAUCGCUGAGGCCGUUUUCAGGAAACUUGUAACUGAUCAAAACGUUUCAGAUAAGUGGGUCAUUGACAGCAGUGCUGUUUCUGCCUGGAACGUGGGCCGGGCACCAGAUCCCAGAGCUGUGAGCUGCCUAAGAAAUCAUGGCAUCGACACAGCCCACAGAGCAAGACAGGUUACUAAAGAAGACUUUGUCACGUUCGAUUAUAUUCUGUGUAUGGAUGAGAGCAAUCUGAGAGAUUUGACUCGAAAAAGUCAUCAAGUCAAUAACAGCAAAGCUAAAAUUGAACUACUUGGGAGCUACGAUCCUCAGAAACAGCUCAUUAUUGAAGACCCCUAUUACGGAAAUGAGUCUGACUUUGAGACCGUGUACCAGCAGUGUCUGAGGUGCUGCAGGGCCUUCCUGGAGAAGGCCCACUAGUGCGUCCGUCCCUGCGCCUGCUGGUGCCCGGCCCCGCGUCCCAGCCGAGGGCCACGUCCGUAGCUCAAGGCCAGUGCUGGUACUUCCGUCCACUUACUGUUUCUUACUUUAAAAAUAAUUGUAGAUGGAAAUCAGUGGUUCUGUUUGCAAAAGAAUAAAUACCUUUGACUCAGACAGUUUAUGGGGCACAUGAAGUGUUCUUACACCAGUGGGGCCUCCCACUUGGCUCCCGUUACAGAUGAUCUAGUAGAACAACCUAAUCCGUCUGUCAGCAUGUGAGCCUCGUAAGUCACCUGCCCUCCCUCUUCCCCGAGUCUGGACGACAUGAGGAGGAGCGCCCUGUCCCGGCACUCCCUUCCCGGGCAGCAGGGCCCUCCCGAGGGCUCACAGCCAAGGAGGGUGUCCAUUUACACUUGUAGGAAAGAGGCUCAUGGAACAGCAAUCCUUCCUAGUUUCUGUCUAGCUUGUAGCAUAAGGGAGUCCGCUUAUUUGUCCCAUUUGAGCCACAGUUACAUCCAGAAAGGACACUUGUUAGCUGCUUUAUCUGUGGUUGGUAAGAGUUGGAAAAAUUUUAUGUUGGCAUGCUUAAAUAUUGAUGUGGUGAUACGUAUUCUUCAGUGCUUAAUUUAUAGGUAAUUUCUAUGUUCUUUCAGAUAACUAAUCUAAAAUUCAUAUGGCUACAUGUUAGAGAAGACUUCAAAAUAAAUUGGGGAAGUUAUAAAAAUACAACUAAGAUGUAA
This is a messenger RNA of Pipistrellus kuhlii (Kuhl's pipistrelle), 1328 nucleotides long. RefSeq names its product acid phosphatase 1 (gene ACP1). Gene Ontology annotation, biological process: protein dephosphorylation. The coding region runs from base 112 to 588 and encodes 158 amino acids. Gene Ontology annotation, molecular function: acid phosphatase activity; non-membrane spanning protein tyrosine phosphatase activity. The transcript is spliced from 6 exons. Gene Ontology annotation, cellular component: cytoplasm. The record is from RefSeq and is a predicted model, not a curated record. Lineage: Eukaryota; Metazoa; Chordata; Mammalia; Chiroptera; Vespertilionidae.